Molecule: messenger RNA, 1302 nt
Organism: Nematocida ausubeli
Lineage: Eukaryota; Fungi; Microsporidia
Exons: 1
Coding region: 1-1302 (433 amino acids)
Source: RefSeq, a predicted model, not a curated record
AUGCUCUUUCCAGAGAUAAACAUACUCGUAAAUAAGGCAAAGCACGCAUCCUCUAUAUACAAGCAAGCAAGUGCAGCACAGGCAGCUGCGCUUCAAGUGUUCUCUGAGUCAACUGUCUUUAGUAAUACAGCAUACUCUGCAGAUCCAUUGAUGAUUUCCAUACUAAAGCACUGUAAUCUACACCUGCUGACCUUAAAGAGCAUGCACAAAAUGGCAUGCACUGUUUCUAGAGAGCUAGAUGCUGCGGUAAAGAUAGCAGAAAACUAUGUAGCAAAAACAUCUGAGGAUAUGAAAAACACCGAGAAUAAACUCGAUAAUAAGAUGAAAUCCAUCUACACAGCAGCAGAAACAAGGAAAAGCGCCUUCUCUACAGAAAAGUAUGACAUAUGGAAGGCCGAAAUAGAGCUAAAGGAGGCAAUUUUCUCAUACAUUAAAGAAGAAACCUCUUUUCAUUCCCUUAAGAAUGCCACCAUAAACAAAAGCAGAGAGGUAUACAACGAGCUACUUAAAUCGUACUAUAAAUCGCUUCAAGACUUCACUUCUUCUUCAGAAGCAAUUUCAAACAAUUUCCUAAAUGAAGUAUCCCAGGACCCCUUCCUUAAGCCUGCCCUUUUGCCAGAUGAAUUCUUGGAAAUAUCUGCAGAGAAAACAAAUGCACAGGAUGUCUUAAAAGGGAGUAUUCCUCAGAAUAUUGGAGAGAAACAAAGCCUCACCCAGGACGAACAAACAAGAUAUAAUGAGCUGCAUACGCAAAUAAUGCAUAGUACAUAUAACCAUAGAAGUAAUUUUGCACCUGCAGUUCAUAGCUGUGGCCUGUUUCUAGUUCCAAAGGUGUCGCAGGAUGAGAUACUUUUCAUUAUUUGCACUAAUACAAACUAUUUGCAUGGUUUUUCAUUCUAUUCAAAACUAGAGGAACUCUCUCACUUGCUGCCUGAGGAGAAGGAAGGCUUUGUUCCGUCUCUAAGACAUGCCCUAAUAAACUUUAAUGAGAAACAGAUAGAAAAGAUACAUGCGUAUCUGCUGAAUAGCAUAGGGUGCUUAAAGACAGUCAGCAAAGUCUUCCCAAUUUCAUUAAAGAAUAAAACUGUUUAUUUGCAGGGAGAUAAAGAGAUAGUUAUAAAAGAAGAGUCUUUCUUUCCACGCAUCAUAAAGAUUCAAGCCUUUCAUUCGCAGCAAAUACAAAAGUUCUCAUGGUUUCUAUCUGAUCCUUCAAUAAAUGCAGAGCGUACCACAGAGGAAGCACCUAUAGACCAAGAACAAGAAACAGCAUGGUCUCCCAUUCCGUACGAUAAUCCAUGGUGA